This is a messenger RNA of Carica papaya (papaya), 2199 nucleotides long. RefSeq names its product galactoside 2-alpha-L-fucosyltransferase-like. Gene Ontology annotation, biological process: xyloglucan biosynthetic process; cell wall biogenesis. The record is from RefSeq and is a predicted model, not a curated record. Gene Ontology annotation, cellular component: membrane; Golgi apparatus. NCBI's taxonomy places the organism in Eukaryota, Viridiplantae, Streptophyta, Magnoliopsida, Brassicales, Caricaceae. Gene Ontology annotation, molecular function: galactoside 2-alpha-L-fucosyltransferase activity.
UGAUUUCUCUAUGCAUGUGAUUGUGUUCCUCUAGAUCAGUGCUUUGUUGUCAGAACUCUAACCGUGGACCAUACCGCAGAGAAUCCUGUUUCCUUUCUCCCUCCUCUUCCUUCCAGUGGCUGGGUCUCAGUGGUGCUCUCAGUAAAAGAAUCCGCCAUUGAUGCAAAACUUUCUUGUUGUACCCAUUUGAACAAAAUCGCGCCUUUCUUAGUUUUUUUAUGAUACGUUAAUGAGCAUUCUGCAUGUAUGAAGCGGGUCAAGAAGAAUUCGGAUGGUGAUCCAGGAUUCAACCCGGAUCCUGAUAGCCACAGUGUGUCGAGAGAUGUGGAUAGGAAAUGCGUGCUCAACCUGAUGAGGCUGAUGGGUAUUUUUGUGGCUCUCUUGAUGCUGAUCUCGGUUCUGUUUUCUAUCUCUAUAGUAUUUAAAGACCCGCCAUCUGAUAAUGUUUUGGAAUCCAAAGAGGCUAGGGUUCUUGAACUGAUACCCCACCUAGAUUCAAAAGCUGAUGUCUCCAAGCCUGUUGAAUUACCGAAAGAAAAGCUUCUUGGUGGCCUUCUUGCCACUGGAUUUGAUGAAAGAUCGUGCCUCAGCAGGCAUCAGUCAAAUUCAUAUCGUAAAGAACUACCACAUAAACCUUCUGCCUACCUUAUCUCAAGGUUACGAAGUUAUGAAGCUCUCCAUAAAAGAUGUGGACCCUAUACAGAAUCCUAUAACAAAACCUUAGAACAACUAAAGUCUGGAGAUCAGGCUCAAAGCACAGAUUGUAGAUAUGUAGUGUGGGUUUCCUUUAGUGGAUUAGGUAACAGGAUAUUAACUCUAGCAUCAACUUUUCUUUAUGCUGUCCUUACAAACCGGGUUAUAUUAGUGGAUCCUGGAGUUGACAUGGUUGAUCUUUUCUGUGAACCAUUUCCAGAAGUGUCUUGGUUUCUCCCAUCAGAUUUCCCCCUUAAAAAUCAGUUCAACAACUUUGAUAAAAAAUCUCCGCACUGCUAUGGCAGAAUGUUGAAGAAUAACACUUUCACAAAGUCUAGUGGACAGAUAAUUCCACCUUUUGUUUAUCUUCAUCUAGUCCAUGAUUAUGAUGAUUAUGACAAACUUUUCUUUUGCGAUGAGGAACAAACUUCACUCCAGAAAAUACCUUGGUUGAUUGUGAAAACAGAUAAUUACUUUGUUCCGUCUCUCUUUCUGAUACCUUCAUUUGAGGAAGAACUGAGUAAUCUGUUCCCAAGAAAAGAAACAGUUUUCCACUACCUGGGACGAUACCUCUUCCACCCCACUAAUCAUGUCUGGGGAUUUAUUACUAGAUACUAUCAAGCGUAUUUGGCUAGAGCAGAUGAAAGGAUAGGAAUCCAAAUCAGGGUCUUUGACACUGGAACUGGUCCAUUCCAGCAUGUUUUAGAUCAGAUCCUUGCUUGUACCUUGAAGGAGAAACUACUGCCUGAAAUUGACAGGGAAAAGCAUGCCAUAGGUCAAUCUAGAAAUCAUAAAACAAAAGCUGUUUUGGUUACAUCUUUGUCCUCUGGGUACUUUGAGAAAAUCAGAGACAUGUACUGGGAACAUCCAACUCUGACAGGGGACAUAAUAGGUGUUUAUCAGCCAAGUCACGAAGAGUAUCAACAAUCGGAGAAGCAAAAUCACAACCAGAAAGCUCUGGCUGAAAUGUACAUGUUGAGUUUCUGUGAUGUUUUAGUCACAAGCUCGUGGUCAACAUUCGGAUACGUAGCUCAGGGACUUGGAGGUCUGGAGCCAUGGAUCCUCUACAAGCCUGAGAACAGAACUGCCCCUGAUCCACCAUGCCAUCGAGUAAUGUCAAUGGAGCCCUGUUUUCAUGCCCCUCCUUUCUACGAUUGCAAGUCUAAAACAGGAGUUGACACAGGUGCGCUUGUUCCUCAUGUAAGGCAUUGUGAGGAUAUGAGCUGGGGUCUUAAACUUGUUGACAAGGAGGAGUUCUAACCAUAUAUUGUCUGUGGCUUUGCUCUGCUGAAAAAGUGCCUAUAGGAAUUAUCCUCCCCUAUUUUUGUUGUACCAUAUAGAGUCAGUUAACUUUGUAUAAUCAUAUCUUAAUUAUUUCCAUUCAAUAUAUUGUUUAAAUGAGUGCUUGUGGAACGACUCAUUUUAAGGUGACAGAAAUUUUUGUUGACGCUGCUGCAUUUCUUCUACUGAGUUGUAAAACUGCUAUUAAAAUAGCUUUCGGUAAAA